Messenger RNA from Symbiodinium sp. CCMP2456, 1059 nucleotides. The record is from the annotation of a GenBank genome assembly. Lineage: Eukaryota; Dinophyceae; Suessiales; Symbiodiniaceae.
AUGACUGCGAGGGCAUUACUGGCCCUGGCAUAUUCACUUGGCCUGUCUGCCGGUUGGCCAUCGUUGUACACGGACUGCAGUGUGUUUCCAGACCUGGGAGAGCCACAGCCGCGGGGGCCGGCCUCUGUGCGAAAGGUGGGCUGGCGUAAUCACCCACCCCUCGCUUUGCUGUGCGAGCCUCACCCACCGACAAGCUUUGAGUGGUGCAUGGGCCACUGCAGUUUUCGCCAGGGAGAGCAGAACUGCAGCCUAAGCAAAUGCACUUGCAAGGAGCACUGUAUGGGCACGCAGGAUGUCUGCCUAGGUGCCGGAGCACCGCAGAUUUCUUCACACUAUUCGCUGCCAGAUGCAUUGGCUGCCCAGCCAGGUCGCACUAAGCUGCUGCUCGACGGUCAGCCAGCAUCAAGCUACAUGCAGGGUGUGAAAUAUCGGCUCACUGUUGUACCGGACGGUGACAGUUCGUCUGCAUCAACGUGGUUUCUCUUAGAUUCGGGCGUCGGACGCUUCUCCAUGUUGAAAGGUGCUAUCGGCAACUGGCAGCUUAAGUGUGAUGGAACUCGAGCUUCUUUUGUCAGUGAGACAAAUGCUCCUGUGGACUUGUUCUGGACGGCACCUCAGCACAGCAACGAAUCAGUGGCACUUCGGGUGGCUGCCGCAACUUCCAUGGGUAAUCUUACCCUGAAUGCUGCGGUGCUGAAUUCCAGGGCCAAAAGCACGCCUCCUCCCGGGGAGAUUGGGUACUUCUGCACAGUUACGCAAGCAGCAGAAAUCAACGGCACCGGGAGUCCAGUCCCAAUGAAGCAGUGCAUGACUAUGCCAGCUGGGACAGUGGGUGCCUCGUCCAAAACUGACUGUGAAGCUUCGUGCUUACAAGGACGUGGGACCUACUUCUGUGCUCGCUGCUCCCAUGUUUACGACCCGGCGAAAGACGGCAACGGCUCGGGCUUUGAAGAGCUACCCGACUCCUGGCGCUGCCCGCUCUGCGGCGCGCCGAAGUCUGCAUAUGCCAAGCAGCUGACUGAGACGGGGAAGGCCCUUUGGGUUCACACUUACAUCUAG